AUGCAACCAAAGACAGAUUUCGUGAAGUUCUUAGGAAAAGGCUCGUACGGAUCAGUCGAUCUUGUCAAGUACAUCGAAAACGACGGCUCGUGUCCUGUUUACGCAGCCGUGAAAACAUCUGAAUGUGAAGACUACGACUCUCUCCGAAGAGAGAUUCAUAUUCUAUCCAAACUCAAGGGAUGUCGAAGCAUCGUGCAGUGCUAUGGGAAUUAUAAGUUAGAGGAGGACUUUGAUGACGAGGGGUUCCGAGUCUACAAGAUUUUCAUGGAGUACGCAGCAGAAGGGAACUUAACAUCGCUCAUGGACAGUUACAAAGAUAGAAGAUUGCCGGAAACCAUGAUCAAAGACUUCGCUCGUAUGAUUCUCCAAGGAUUGGUCUCUGUUCACAGCCACGGUUAUGUUCAUUGCGAUCUAAAACCCGAUAAUCUCCUUGUCUUCCCAUGUAGACAGUCUUACGAAUUGAAGAUCUCAGAUUUCGGGUCUUCGAGAAAAGUCGGAGAACAUGCGGAUUGUUGGGAAGUUGAUUCACCGUUUGUUGGAACGCCUAUCUACAUGUCGCCAGAAUCAGUCCACAGCGGCGUGGCUGAGAAAGCCCUAGAUUUGUGGUCGUUAGGGUGCAUAGUAUUGGAGAUGUUUACCGGUGUGAGUCCAUGGUCGGAUGUUGAUUUUGAUGAUCUUGCGUCUCUUCUAUUGGAUUGGAAAGCGCCUGAGAUACCAGAGAGUGUACCCUGUCAUGCAAGGAAGUUUCUAGAAACGUGUUUCGCAAGGAACCCUAAGGAGAGAGGUAGCGCUUAUGAUUUAUUGUUGCAUCCGUUCUUGCGUGGUGAACAGAAGAUGGAGAAUGUGAUUUCCGGCUUCUCACUGCCGCCACUGAAGUUGAAGAUUAGAAGAGCUCCGAAGAAGUCUACGGAUACUUCUAAAAAGGCCAUGAAGUUAAAGAUUAUUCCACCAAAGCCCCCACAGUUUAAACCCCUGAAGGUGAAGAUUAUGCCUCCCAAGACUCCAGCUUCUAGUUUUAUUCAUGUUUAA
Messenger RNA from Capsella rubella, 1029 nucleotides. RefSeq names its product mitogen-activated protein kinase kinase kinase 17. The record is from RefSeq and is a predicted model, not a curated record. Gene Ontology annotation, biological process: protein phosphorylation. NCBI's taxonomy places the organism in Eukaryota, Viridiplantae, Streptophyta, Magnoliopsida, Brassicales, Brassicaceae. Gene Ontology annotation, molecular function: ATP binding; protein kinase activity. Bases 1 to 1029 code for a protein of 342 amino acids. The transcript has a single exon.